GACCGGCGGAAGAGGCUGCGCGGAGCGGGGCCGAGGGAAUUUAAGUCCCGGCGGCCGGGCUGCUUCUGCUUCUUUGGUGAAGCUCUACCAUCGAGACAUGUCUUGCUACAACCCGUGCGUGCCCUGCCAGCCCUGCGGCCCGACCCCGCUGGCCAACAGCUGCAAUGAGGCCUGUGUCAGGCAGUGCCAGGACUCCAUCGUCGUCAUUGAGCCUUCCCCCGUGGUGGUGACCCUGCCCGGCCCCAUCCUCAGCUCCUUCCCUCAGAACACCGCCGUGGGCUCCUCCACCUCCGCUGCCGUUGGCAGCAUCCUCAGCUCCGAGGGAGUGCCCAUCAACUCCGGGGGCUUUAGCCUCUCUGGCUUGGGCCUCUCUGGCUUGGGCGGCCGCUACUGCGGCAGGAGGUGCUUCCCCUGCUAAAGCUGCUGGUGAUGGCCCUGGGGAAGGGCCCAGGGACCCAGAAGAUGGCACCAUGCUGU
Molecule: messenger RNA, 477 nt
Organism: Strigops habroptila (Kakapo)
Lineage: Eukaryota; Metazoa; Chordata; Aves; Psittaciformes; Psittacidae
Product: feather beta keratin-like
Exons: 2
Coding region: 98-418 (106 amino acids)
Cellular component (GO): intermediate filament
Molecular function (GO): structural constituent of cytoskeleton
Source: RefSeq, a predicted model, not a curated record